AUGUGUAUCGGCGACAUCCACGACGACUGGUUUUGCUGCCGUCCUUACCUCCUAUCUCUCCUCUCAUCAAUGACUUUCCAUAUGUCCCCAGACACCCACCACCUCAUCAACUCCGGAGCCUCCAAUAGCGUCAUGCGUCAAUUCCCAGGCUACCCAGUCUUACAGCCCCCACCAGCUACCAUUAUUGAAGUCCAACGAGACUACUGGGCUCUGGACAAACGGUCCAAGACUACGCGGUAUUACUAUUUUGCGGUGGAUCAGGUCAGUGGGGUGUGGUACGAAAUUGGGACUGAUAGGUGGAUGGCGUUGAGGAGCGGGAUGACGCUCCAUUCGCAUGUUAUGACUUUCUGUAGGACGCAUAGAGUGGCACAUUCUUUUCAGACGUACAAGAGCCAUGCGACAAUGCAGGAGCUGUAUCCUGGAUUUGCAAUUCCAUCUUAA
Cadophora gregata is the source of this 441-nucleotide messenger RNA. RefSeq lists its product as uncharacterized. The coding region runs from base 1 to 441 and encodes 146 amino acids. Lineage: Eukaryota; Fungi; Ascomycota; Leotiomycetes; Helotiales; Ploettnerulaceae. The record is from RefSeq and is a predicted model, not a curated record. The transcript has a single exon.